AUGACGGUGACAGGCCCGAGCUGGGACAAUUCGACAUUCUCGGGCAACACCACCACCAUCGAUCCGAACGCGACGCUAUGGGUUAUCCCGCCGAAGCCCGGGAGAUCGCUGCAAGCUGACGUUGUCGCCUGCGCCGUAAUAACGUUUCUGAUCGCCUCGUCGUUUGUGGUGCUGCGCUUCUACACCCGAGGCCGCCUCAACCAUGUGCUUGGCGCGUCGGAUUGGUGCAUCCUGCCGGCUCUGCUGUGCGCAGCUGGUGUCACCGCCAGUUCACUUGAGCAGAUGGUCCACGGCGCAGGGAGGCACGCGUGGGAGAUCGAUGUGUUCCAGCUACCGGCAUUUGAGAAGGCGGCCUGGUACGGCAUCUUCUUCUACAACUUGAGCCUCACCCUAACGAGGAUAUCAAUCCUGCUGCUCUACAAGCGCAUCUUCACAUACACCUGGACCAAGCGGGCCAUUCGGAUCGUCUUGGUCCUGGUCAUCGCCAUUGGGAUAUGGUUCGUUGUGUCGGUAUGCACAGCUUGCAUGCCGCUGCAGGCCUUUUGGGACUGGUCCUUGUAUUGGACGACAUUUGUCUACUGCCAACCCCCCAACCUGUGGUGGGCAAAUGCGGCUCUCCAUAUCGCCAGUGACCUUGUCGUCAUGGCGCUUCCAAUGCCCGUGCUCUCAUCACUCAGCCUCCCCAAGAGACAGAAGUAUGCCGUCGUCGGCGUGUUCGCCCUAGGUUUCUUUGUCUGCAUCAUCUCUAUAGUACGCCUCGUCGCAUUAAUACAGCAAACCGAGCAGCAAAACUGGGACGCAACCUACACCAGCGCCGGCUUGAUCUACUGGACGACAGUCGAAGUGAACGCCGCCAUAUCGUGUGCCUGCAUCAUGACCCUCAAACCGCUUAUCCAGCGCAUCUUCCCCCGCCUCCUCUCCCCCAGCAAAUGCAUGCGCGAGCCGACACUACAGUGGAUCACCACGAUCAACAACCAGGACAGCACCACCACCACCACCACCAACAACAACACCACCAACAACACCAGCAACACCAACCCCCAUCACCGCAACUCCCAACACCAACACUAUUUCGCCACCGCCCUACGACAUCUGGACAACACGCAGCAACGACGACCCAGCGACACUCCAUCCACCACCAAGACCAGGCGAGGCAGCAACAGCGGGCUGCUGCAGCACGCCCACGCCCACGACCAGGACCAGCUCGACCAGAUGGAGAAAUCGCGCUACUACCACGGUGUGAUCAAGCCGUCGUUAUCGCCGGGGGGUGAGUACGACCUCGACCACGACCUCGAUCUGGAAGCCCAGCGCACGUGCAGCGUCGCGUCGACUAGUAGCCACGAACAACCCCAUGAUGAUGAUGAUGAUGAUGACGAUUCGCCCCUUGGGCCUGUUACUACUAGUAAUUCGAGCUUUGGGGGCGGAAUAGUGGCAGGGGGAGAAGGAUUAGGGGGGUUGAGACUACCGCCGAGAGCACACUUAGCAGCAGCAGCAGCAGCAGCAGGAGGAGGAGGAGGAGGAGGAGGAGGCUUGACAAUCCGUGUGACCAAGGAGGUGGUCGUGCAGAAAUGGCCUAGGAGUUCGCUUGCCAGCUCUGGCGGGCAAUCGUAUGGGGAACCGGAGGUGGAGUUACGGGAGGGAGUGGGAGUGAAGAAGGUUGCGAGUUGA
Messenger RNA from Chaetomium strumarium, 1668 nucleotides. RefSeq lists its product as uncharacterized. The record is from RefSeq and is a predicted model, not a curated record. NCBI's taxonomy places the organism in Eukaryota, Fungi, Ascomycota, Sordariomycetes, Sordariales, Chaetomiaceae. The transcript is spliced from 6 exons. The coding region runs from base 1 to 1668 and encodes 555 amino acids.